Messenger RNA from Durio zibethinus, 409 nucleotides. The record is from RefSeq and is a predicted model, not a curated record. Lineage: Eukaryota; Viridiplantae; Streptophyta; Magnoliopsida; Malvales; Malvaceae.
AUAAACUCUAGGGUUAGGGCUUGGCCAUGACCUCAAACUAAAAGCUCUGCAUCUCUUUCUAUAUAUCAUUUUACAAGGGUUCAGUGGUGAAGGAAGUUAAGAAUUUGGGGAUCGGGAAAUCAUGAGGAAGCGACAAGUGGUUUUGAGAAGAGAGGAGCCCCGAAGAAGCACCACCAAUUCAUCUUCAACAAUUAGAAGUGUGAGAUAUAUGGAGUGCCAAAAGAACCAUGCCGCGGGCGUCGGAGGUUAUGCUGUUGAUGGGUGCAGGGAAUUCAUGGCCACCGGAGAAGAAGGAACAAGUGCAGCCCUUACUUGUGCUGCCUGUGGCUGCCACAGGAAUUUCCACAGAAGGGAAGUUGAAACUGAGGUAGUUUGCGAGUGCUCUUCACCUCCUUCCAAUGGAGCAUAA